Oryza sativa Japonica Group (Japanese rice) is the source of this 1533-nucleotide messenger RNA. RefSeq lists its product as uncharacterized. The record is from RefSeq and is a predicted model, not a curated record. NCBI's taxonomy places the organism in Eukaryota, Viridiplantae, Streptophyta, Magnoliopsida, Poales, Poaceae.
CCCCUUCACACGCGCUACACGCUCCUCCUCCCACUCCCCGCUCCCCCGCACCAUUCGUCUCGUGCAAGUGCAACCAGCCACUUGCGUGAUGAUAUAUUGACUGCUCCAUCUCUCGUCUCGCGCUUCACUCCACAUCUGUUUCCAUCGCGAGCCACAGAGAGAGGGGGAGAGAGUGUGAGUGUGAGAUCACAACUACUGUAGUGUUUGUGUGUGCGUGGGAUGAUGGGGACGGAGGCUACGGCGACGACGACGGUGAGCGGCGGCAGUGGCAGGGCGGCGCCGGCAGCGCUGUGCCUGCAGGCGGCGCGCGGCGCGUGGUCGCGGACGAGCAAGGUGCUCGACGUCGACGCCGCGUCGCCCACGGCGGCGCCGUCGCUCGGGUCCUCCGUCGGCGUGCCGUUCCUCUGGGAGGAGGCGCCCGGGAGGCCUAAGGUGGUGGUGGUCGCGCCAGAACACUUCGCGCCGCCGCCGCCGCUCGCUCCGGCUGCCGACGAGAGGGCACCUGUUUCUCACGGCGGCGAGGCUGCGCCUGCGAGCGGUGGUGACCGCGGCGACGGUGACAAGGCGCGACACGUCGUCGUGCCGCUCAAGCUGCCGCCUCGGUUGCAGGCUGCAGCGGCAGCCGCGGCGGCGGCGGAUUCGUCGCUCUCCCCCAACACCGUGCUGCACGGCCCCUACGGUGGAAACAAGCCGCCGAGGCCGCUGACGAGGAGCGGGAGCACGGCGAGCCACCGGAGGAAGCCAAGCGCCGUCGGGGUGAGCCUCUGGAGGAAGGCCACGGCGGCGGCGAGAGGCAAGAAACACGACUACGACGCGGCGGCUCUGGACGCGUCGUGCCGCUCUCCGGCGUCGUCGUCCUCCUCCUCGUCAUCCUCGUCGUCCUCGUCGAUGUCCUACUUCGCCGACGACGACCACCGGAGGAAGGCUGACGGGCACGGCGACCCGGAGCCGGAGGCCGACGGCGAGGAGUGCGGCGCCAAGAGCACGGUGAGGAUCACGCGGUUCAAGAGGAACAAGAGCCUCCCGAGCGUGAACACUUCGCACCUGUGGGCAAGCAUCCGCAGAAGCGUCAAACAGAUUACUCCAUGGAGCUAGAAAUCCUGCAAACUCCCACGGUACAGUGUCACAAACUGUACCCAGACAUGCAGAUCAGGAAUGCUACAUCUGCAAAAUGUUGAGCUCUGGAAAUCACAAGGACAUCCGGAUGACAAAGCAUUCGCUGCUCAGUGUAAAAGAAGAAUUUUAGUCUGUAAAUCUGUAAUGCAAGGAUAAAGGGUUAAGUUGCGAAAAAAAAGAGAAAAAGGUCAUGUACUGAGUGAAAGAAUUUAGAGAGUUAGAUGAACCCUCCGCUCGUUGCUUCGGGAAUUUCUUUGUGUACCCUUUGUAAAUACCCCGGGAUGCUCAGGAAAACAAAAUGUAAUAAACCAAACAUUGGCUUGGCAAAGUCAUUUGAUCCCCUUGGAAGUAAUAUAAAGGGUUUAUGACUGCAAAACUCAUCAUACACUCUGAAUUCGUCGAAUGGAAACUUGAUUG